This is a messenger RNA of Ipomoea nil (Japanese morning glory), 4404 nucleotides long. RefSeq lists its product as uncharacterized. The coding region runs from base 1 to 4404 and encodes 1467 amino acids. Lineage: Eukaryota; Viridiplantae; Streptophyta; Magnoliopsida; Solanales; Convolvulaceae. The transcript is spliced from 3 exons. The record is from RefSeq and is a predicted model, not a curated record. Gene Ontology annotation, molecular function: catalytic activity.
AUGUAUGUUGGGAAUGUUGCGUUACAACCUGUUCAGGAAGAAGAGGAGCACUAUAUGGUUGGCCGAAUCCUGACAGAUAAGGCUAUCAAGUUCAUGUUUUUCCGUGACACAAUGACCAAUGUUUGGCGGCCUUCUUUCGGUAUGAAUAUCAAGGAGCUUCAGCCGCGAAAGUUUUUGUUCCGGUUUUAUCGUGAGAAGGAUAUCUCUCGCAUCUUGGAGGAUGGUCCUUGGGCCUAUGAGCAAAGCUUGCUGAUCCUCAAAAGAAUAUCUGUUGCUGAGGACCCAGAAACGGUGGUUUUGGAUAGGGCUGAAUUUUGGAUUCAAGUACAUGGUCUCCCAAAUGGCUUGCGAUCAGAAGCUGUUCUAUCUGCUGUCGGUGGCUACAUCGGCAGAGUUACAAAGUUGGAUGAUCGCAACUUUGAUGGCUCUAUGAGGCUGUUUUUUCGAGUAAGGGUUGAGAUUGAAGUUGCUAAGCCUCUUAAGAAAGGUAUGUGGUUGAAAAAGGAUAACGGGGAGUGGGCAAAGGUGGACUUUCGCUACGAACGCCUCCCUACGUUCUGCUUCAUCUGUGGCCUUCUUGGUCAUGGUGAUAAAUUUUGUCAUAAAGAUAGUCCAGUGGUGAAACCCUAUGGUCCUGAUUUGAGAGCAGGUGGGCGGAGGAAUAUUCCGGCAGAUGGGUUACGUUGGAUCGCGCCGGAAACCACACAAGAACGGAGGCAGUGGGUACCGCCGGGUAGAUCGGAGACUGAGAAUGAAAAAGGAAAGAAUCCGAUAAUUACUCCUGAUGAUUCGCUUGCUAUCAGUAUUACUGAGCCUCUGCAUGGUAAUGUUGUGCCAAGUAAGGAAAUAUUGGAUAUUCAAAAUAAUUCAACGCAAAAUGUGUGCAUGGAUAAUUAUGAUGAUUCUAUUACCAUAAUGGAUCCUAAAAGAAGGCGUACUGAGUCUGAGGAGGAAAAUAAGUCUGGUCCAAUUGUGCCUAUGGAUUUUGAGCAGAUGAAGGAGGCAUUGGAGGUGGGUUGGCCUUGUUAUGGCGUGACAGGUAUUGCAAAUCUUAUUAGUUUCUCGAGUAACCACAUUGAUGUUGAGGUUAGGCUACCUGGUAGCGAACCCUGGAGAUUAACGUGUUUUUAUGGUUACCCCGAACGAAACCGCCGACAACAGUCAUGGGAUUUGCUACGGUCUCUCAAAACAAAGUCCGAUCUUCCUUGGUUGGUGGCAGGGGAUUUCAAUGACUUAACUUCUCAAUCUGAGAAGCGGGGUAUUCACCCACACCCCAAUUCUCUUUUGGAAGGUUUCACGCAAGCCUUGGAAGAUUGCAGCCUAUUUGAUAUUGGUAUGCGUGGUAGGAGAUUCACGUGGGAGCGAUGGAAAGGAACAUCGGACUGGGUUGAGGAGAGGUUGGAUAGAGCGGUUGCGGUAGCAGAAUGGUGUACACUGUUUCCCCAAGCCACAGUGUAUAAUCAUGAGGUUAUCACUUCAGAUCACACGGCUAUUUAUAUUGAGCUUGAGGGGCCUCGAAUAUCUCGUCAGCAACGCCGCUUUUUGUUUGAAAAUGCAUGGUUAAAGGAAAUAGGUUGCAAAGACGUAGUGCUUAACUCUUGGUACGCAACCAUGGGUGAUGCAAUCCCGAGUAGAUUAAAUCAUUGUGGCGAAGUACUUCGGAGAUGGGGCGGUAAUUACGCUAAACGAUUGCAAACAGAAAUUCAAUACAUUCAACAUCGUUUAGUAGGUUUGCGUGACAGACGUGAUACUCAAAGUUUAUCCUUAUUUCGUGAGUUGGAUGAACGCAUGCGUGCUUUAUUUGAUCAACUAAAUGUGUUUUGGCGUCAAAGGGCCAAACAACAUUGGCUUAGGCAUGGGGAUAGAAACACAAGAUUUUUUCAUCUUUAUGCUUCUGCAAGAAAGCGUAAAAACAGAAUUGCAAAACUCCUUGAUGAAAAUAAUCAGUGGGUCGAGGAAGAUGGUUUAUUGAAUUUGGCUGCAAGAUACUAUCAGAACAUCUUCACUACAAAAGGGGUACAGUUUGACGCUGCUUUAGAUGAUUUGGCGAUGAAAGUUUCUGAUGAGGAUAAUCAUAACCUUAUGCGGCAUUUCACCAUUGAAGAAGUUAAGGAUGCAUUAUUUUCGAUGGCCCCAGAUAAAUCUCCCGGUCCAGAUGGGUACAGUCCAGCGUUCUAUCAGUUUUUCUGGAAUGAGAUUGGACAAGACGUGGCUGAGUUUGUUAUUGAUUGUGCCAUGAGUGAUAGUUUUUCGUUGGGAUUCAAUGAUGCUUAUAUUACCCUUAUCCCGAAAAAGAAGAGUCCAAUCAACAUGGGAGAACUCCGGCCAAUUGCUCUCUGCAACGUUACCUACAAAAUAUUAUCAAAAAUGAUUGCUAACAGGUUGAAACCAAUUCUGCAACGCAUAGUAUCGGUAACUCAGAGUGCUUUCUUGCUUGAUCGUUUAAUAACCGAUAAUGUAAUAGUUGCUUCGGAGGUAAUUCACUACCUAAACCGAAAAAGAGAGGGAAAAGAUGGAUGGUGUGCCUUAAAGCUCGACAUGGCGAAGGCUUACGACAAAAUGGAAUGGGAGUUUUUGGAGUAUAUUCUGAGUCGUUUAGGCUUUCAUGCACACUGGAUCAAGUUGAUUAUGAGAUGCGUCUCUACUGUCCGAUAUAAGGUGGCGAUGAAUGGAGUGUUAACUGAUUUUAUCGUUCCAAGUUGCGGGUUGAGACAAGGAGACCCGUUAUCGCCUUACUUAUUUAUCUUAUGUGCUGAAGGACUCUCCCAUUUGAUUUCUGGAGCAGUGAACAGAAACCUCAUCUCACCUUGUGUAGUUGCUCGUAGGGCACCUGGGGUCUCACAUCUCUUCUUCGCAGACGAUAGCUUAUUGUUUUUCAAAGCAAAGGUUGAGGAAGCAGGGACGGUUAAGCAUUGUCUACUCAAUUAUGAACGCAUGUCUGGCCAACAUGUCAACUUUGAUAAAUCUUGUGUUGUCUUUAGCAGGAACACUAAUGAGACAGUAAGGACACAGGUGGCAGCAGUGCUCUCUGUUAAUCAAGCGGGAGAUAUCGGGAAAUAUCUUGGCCUACCAAUGGGGGUAGGCCGGAAUAAAAAGGAGGUGUUUUCCUAUAUAGAAGAGAAGCUAAAGCAGAGACUUAGUGGCUGGAACAAAAAGGUUUUAUCUAGGGCCGGGAAGGAAGUAUUAUUGAAAAGUGUCGCUCAAGCCCUUCCAACCUAUACCAUGAGUGUCUAUAUUUUACCCAUUACUUUUUGUGAACGCAUUGAGCGUAUGAUGAAUAAGUUUUUGUGGGAUUCAGGUGGCCAAGGUGGAGGGAUUAGAUGGCUAUCGUGGAGCAGAAUGUGUAUUCCUAAAAAAGAGGGUGGUUUGGGGUUCAAAAGCUUGAGAAAUUUUAAUAUUGCUUUGUUAGCAAAGCAGGGAUGGAGAUUGUUGACGAAUCCGUCUUCGCUAGCUGCACGCCUUCUCAAAGCAAGAUACUUCCCGAAUGGUGAUUUCUUGACUACCACUAUUGGUGCAAAUCCGAGCUUUUGUUGGCGAUCUAUCUUGGCCGGUCAGGAGGUCCUACGGAAAGGUUGUUUCCGGAGGAUAGGUAAUGGUAUUUCGACUCGGGUUUGGGAUCAACCGUGGCUGCCUGAUGCAAAUGAUCCGUUUGUGCAUUCUCCCAUCCAACAGCACGAUCCAACACUGAAGGUUAGUGAUUUAAUGAUUCCGGGUUCAAAUAGUUGGAAUGUUACUUUGUUGGAUCAUAUUUUCAUUCCUCGUGAUGUUGAUCUUAUACUUAAGAUUCCAAUCGCUAACCAGUUUGAGGAUAAUUGGUGUUGCCGUGGGGAUCUUCGGGGUAUGUAUUCAGUAAGGUUGGGAUACCGUUUGUUAUCCACUGUGCAUGAAAAUAUUGAACCUGUUUGGUGUGACAUCUGGAAACUUAAGCUACCUCCCAAAGCUUUGAACUUUAUUUGGAGAUGUGUUCACUGCAUUAUUCCAACUAGAGUUGCCCUCCAUAACCGUCGAGUGGAUCUUGAUACCAUGUGUCCUCUUUGCAAUUUGCAACCAGAAACACUUAAGCAUUUGUUUUGCCAAUGCAUUCAUACUGUAUCACUUUGGCAGAAUAUUGCAGAUUGCAAUCUCCCUAAUGAUGAUAUGACUUUUGUUGUAUGGUUAUCUGCUUAUCUUAGAGAUGGUAAUGUGCAGAAAGUUUGCUCUAUUACUGCCUUGUGUUGGUGUUUGUGGCAAGCUCGUAAUAAUCUGGUUUGGAAUAAUAAACCUUGGCAGACCGAUCAGAUAUGGUUGGAAUAUCAACGUGUAGCCGCUGAAUGGUUGCAAAUGGGAGACGCUGAUUCGGUGGAAGGUGGGAGCACUGGGUUUUCGCAUGGCAUCAAUAUGACUGUGCAAGCAGAUGUGUACUAA